UUUUAAUUUUUUGCACCUGUAUUUGAACUUUUAGUUAAGUACAAAAAAUGUUGAGUCCUUCAUCCACCAUUGCUCAUAAGACCCAAGACAUAAUAAUAGAACAAAGUUUUCAAAUUAUAGUUCAUGUCUGGGGAAGAAAUCUUUAAGGUAUUUCAGAAAAACAAAUGCAUUUUUUUCUGUUUACCAGUAUAUGCUGUGCUUGCAGCAAGCCCAGGAGCUAAACAAAGCCGAUUCUUUAGUCAUGUGGCUAAUUUCGGACUCAACUUGUUUGUAUUAAAGCCCGGAGGCGUACAGGAAAGUCGGGAAUUACUGGAAUUUUUUUGAUUUAAUAACAGCUGACUCAGGGUGGAAAGUUCUGAUGUGAUGGCGUGAAGCAGUUAGAAAAGCUGGAUACAAUAAAUUAAGCAGUCCAACUACACACUGAAUCUACUUAUUGACUUUAUGCCUUUAAAUGACAGAUUCUUUCAUCUUAAUAGUAUUGAAAAAUGCAUAUGUUGUCCACCCAAAUAUGCAAAUGUCCGUGCAGACUGUAGCUCAUAGAAAUUGACUGCUAUUGUUUGUUUUUCUUUAGUGUGUGUAUAAAAGUUAAUUGGCGAAAAUUUUAGGGCAACCCAUCUUUCAGUGAGCGUACACACAAGUGAGAGAGAGUGAGCGAGAGAGAGAGACUCGUCACACUCCUCCGCAGGGAUUUACUUUUUCCCAGGAGGCCUGAGGGAAAGGACCUACUGCCUACACUGCUCAAUGGCCGAGACGGGAAGAAACCGGGCUAGAAAAGGGAAUACAUGCUUAUAGGAGUCCGACUUGUUUGAUGGAUUCUGCUCGUGUUUGGCAUCAUUGCCGGCUUCGAGCCAUUAGGGCUACAUGCAUACUGAUCUCACGCCAACAGGACCAGAAGUCCCGGUCUGAACCGUUCGCCCAGACAUGGGCCCGGUCUGCUGCAAGCCGGCCGAUAUACUGAAGAAGCAACAUCACCAAGGUGGAACAGGGGAGAAGGACCGUGCACCAAUUAGCCAUGAAUCAUUCCUCCUCAUGGCUAAUUCCCAGACGGAUAUGGAUGACUGGGUCAAAGCCAUACGGAGGGUCAUUUGGGCACCGUUUGGAGGAGGGAUAUUUGGCCAACGGUUAGAGGACACUGUGCAGUAUGAGAAAAAGUUUGGCCCGCGGCUGGCCCCCCUGCUGGUAGAGCAGUGUGUGGAUUUCAUCAGGGAGAGGGGCUUAGACGAAGAGGGUCUCUUUCGAAUGCCAGGGCAAGCCAACUUGGUCAAAGAUUUACAGGAGGCCUUCGACUGUGGCGACAAGCCUCUUUUUGAUAGUAACACAGACGUGCACACUGUGGCAUCUUUACUGAAGUUGUAUCUGCGAGAGCUGCCUGAACCUGUCAUUCCUUUCUGCAAAUAUGAAGACUUCCUAACAUGCGCACAGCUUUUGGCCAAAGAUGAAGCGGAGGGGGUUCAGGAGCUAGGAAAACAGGUUAACAUAUUACCUCUGCCGAACUACAAUCUUCUCAAGUACAUAUGCAAAUUCCUUGAUGAAGUCCAGUCUCACUGUAAUGAAAACAAGAUGAGCGUCCAGAAUCUCGCGACGGUGUUUGGGCCUAAUAUCCUUCGACCUAAAAUGGAAGACCCAGUCACUAUCAUGGAAGGUACAUCUUUAGUCCAGCACCUAAUGACGGUCCUUAUCAGGGAACACAAGUGUUUGUACUCAGGGAGGGACCAGGAAGGCCUCACUGUACCCCAAACGGAGCAUCAGCUCAUUAAUCGUAGCCUCGGUGCCUGGAUCUCUGAAGAGGACCUGCAAAGCUUCCCCAUCCCCAAUCCAGAACAAGAACUGAACAGCAGUGCCUCCUCACUUGAAGCCAAACUGUGCGCCGCCGUCACUCCUACGCAGACCCCUAGCCCAAAACUGGGGUCUUCGUCAGCCAAGGUGGAGACAGUGGUGAGCCCGAGUAAACAAGCCAAGAGCAUCCAGUCGUGGAAGUACUCUUUUAAAAGCUCCUCAACGCCUCGUUCUCAACCGCAGCCCAAGCAGAGUGGCUCGGUGGUGGAACCCAAUACUGUGUCUUCUGGUGGGGGAGGAAGUAGUAACUGGCUAAUGAAUGGUUUGUCCUCCUUGAGAGGGCACAGACGCACCUCCUCAGGCGAAAGGUCUACCCGAGACCGUGACUCCACCGGCUCCUCGCAAAGACUCUCUACCUACGACAAUGUCACCUCCUCCUCCAGCAUGGGCAGCGUUCAGAGUGUAGGCAGCACCCCUUGGUCCACCUCCUCCUGUGAGAUCUCAGUUCCAGAUUCUGGGAACGGCGAUCCAUUGGCCCACCGAAACUGCGCGGAAGUCGGGGACAAGGCAGAGUGGACGGAGGGUCAGCAGGAAGCCAACAGAUGUCCAGACGGUGGAAUAACUACAGAUCCAAGCUCAGAACAGGACAGCUGUGAGGCAAUGGAGUUGUGCAGCAGCAGCGCAGCCUGCAGCGAGAAUGGAAACGUGAGCGUGAUAGCCGGAGUCCCAUCCAUCAUCAUGUCUGACGAAGGAGACACGACAAAUGUCACGCUGAGCAGUCUGGUAGAGGACCUCAAGGACGAGCUCAGGAAACAGAAGACGGCUUAUGAGGCAAGGAUCCAAAAGUUAGAAGACUCCAGUGCUGCUCUGUGUGCUCACAUGGAGCGUUUGGAGCAGGAGAUGGAGCAAGAGAAGAAGAGGCAGCGUAUGCUGGAGAUCAAACUUCGGAACUCUGAGCGAGCUCGAGAGGAUGCCGAGAACCGUAACAAACUUUUGGAGAAGGAGAUGGAGGACUUCUUUUCCACCCUGGGAGAUCUUACCAUGAGUACAAGGACCAGCGAUAUUUGACCUGACUAAUGGGAGGACAUCAGGAUUUGUUUUUUGAAAAGGGCUCACGGCAUCCUCCAUGCAGCAUGACGUUCGGCCAUGUUUGUGUGCAUUGAAGACAAUUUCGGAUUCGGAGUAGGAAAUGGAGUCCGAUUUUGAGCUGAAAAGUGGUGUACUGUGGAGCAUGCUUCACAUGGAACCUGAAUGCAGUCACUCCUCAUUACUAGUGAGCACUGACCAAUGUGACCAAACUGUAGCAAGGUACGAUAAAUGAAUGCAAUGUCUCUGCUGUUUCACAUGUUGACGCAUGUAUGGUAAAUAUUAGGAUACAUGAAACUCUGCUGUUUGAUGGGAAUUGGGACUGAGUCGUGGAAGAGUAAUUGACGCAACAAACAUCCCUCCAAAUUGUAUAGAAUUGUCUGUCAGCUUACACUGUAAACACACAUCUAUGAUUCCAAACCAUUAUCAUUUCAAACCCCAUAAAAACAGACAACAUCUUACAAAAGGUGAGCUGCAUCACUUUGACAUACUUCCUUUGACACUGAUUACUACUUUACUAAAAGCCAGGGUUUUGGCGCAAGAAAGAGCACAAAAAUACCCAAAUUUUCAGCAAACACAAAUAGGAAAAUAAACUGUGAAGCACAUGUAUGUGAAGCUUCACUGUCGUUGGUUUGAAAUACUGGUAGUGCCCGGGUUACGAACGAGUUACGUUCCUACACCGGCGACGUAACCCGAAUUUCCGCGUUAAUCGGAAUUAACCCAAUAAAUACCCCAAAAUACCUCCUAAAUCUCAAACAUGUACACCCCCUAGCAAAAAGUAAGGAAUCAGCAGUCUCAGACGAGCACUCAAUGAGACAUUUUAUUAUGUAGAACAAACUUUGAAUCUUGAAAAAAUAAUGAAUUAGUCCUUGUCAACAGUCAAGAAUCUGCACUGGACAAGGUGACAAGAGUCAAGAAUUUGCACUGGACAAGGUGAUGAUGCUUUUGUUUGGUGCUGUUCCAGUAAGAUUUACAAAGAUGACUGCCUGAAGAAAACAUCAAAAUUCCUUCAGUCCUUUAUGAUAUGGGGCUGCAUGUCAGGCAAAGGCACUGGGGAGAUGGCUGUGGUUAAAUCUUCAAUAAAUGCACAGGUUUACAUUGAAAUUUUAGACAACUUUCUUAUCCCUUCAAUUGAAAAUAUGUUUGUCAUUUUCCAAGAUACAGUGCCCUCCAUAAUUAUUGGCACCCCUGAAAAAGAUGUGUUUUUUAGCUU
Corythoichthys intestinalis (scribbled pipefish) is the source of this 4075-nucleotide messenger RNA. It is a transcript of the gene arhgap22b, whose product is annotated as rho GTPase-activating protein 22. The transcript is spliced from 8 exons. The record is from RefSeq and is a predicted model, not a curated record. Gene Ontology annotation, cellular component: focal adhesion. Lineage: Eukaryota; Metazoa; Chordata; Actinopteri; Syngnathiformes; Syngnathidae. Gene Ontology annotation, biological process: activation of GTPase activity; signal transduction. Gene Ontology annotation, molecular function: GTPase activator activity. The coding region runs from base 922 to 2844 and encodes 640 amino acids.